Messenger RNA from Anastrepha obliqua, 1556 nucleotides. It is a transcript of the gene Sbp2, whose product is annotated as selenocysteine insertion sequence-binding protein 2. Gene Ontology annotation, cellular component: ribonucleoprotein complex. The coding region runs from base 408 to 1388 and encodes 326 amino acids. Gene Ontology annotation, molecular function: ribonucleoprotein complex binding; selenocysteine insertion sequence binding; mRNA 3'-UTR binding. The record is from RefSeq and is a predicted model, not a curated record. The transcript is spliced from 3 exons. Gene Ontology annotation, biological process: selenocysteine incorporation. Lineage: Eukaryota; Metazoa; Arthropoda; Insecta; Diptera; Tephritidae.
AAGCAUUGCAUCUUCUAAAUACUAUGAAGUUAUCCUUUUGGGUUUUGCCUCUAUUGCGGAAAACACAAAUCUUCGGUUACAGAAUUCGUGUACAAUUUGUAAAAGUAUUUGGCUGUUAUAUUCUCUCCCUAUACACCCAUAAGCACCCUUUCGCCAGCCUGUGUAGCUCUUGCAUGUAAUCUAUCAUCCUUGAUAAUUAUACACAAAAUAAUACAAAACAGAUAACAAGAAUAAGGAGAACUGCUAAAGUGAAUUACGAAUGCGGCGUGGAAACAUAGCAUUAGACUUUCUCCGGUCGAGUCCUAGUUAACUUGUUUCUUUUAUUACUUUUGUUUAUGGAGCAAUUUAAAUAAGCAAAACUUUACCAAACUGUUUUCAGAUAUAUGAAAUAUAUAUGGAUAUAGAAAAUGUCUUCUCGAAAUAAAUAUACUUCAGAUAAAUUGAAUGUUAUAGACAAAAAAACAUUUGAGUGUAUUCAACGCCAUCAGAACACAGUAAACAAUGGGCAGUUCCGUAAAAUCCGCAAUGCAAAAUAUCGAAAAAAGGGCGCUAUAUCAGGAAGAGAUAGUUCUACUUUUAAUUUGAUGCAGUUUCUUACAAAAACCACCAAACAAAAACAAAAUAAACUUAGAAGUCGCACUCUCUGUAAAACAGGGUGCCGUACAGAUAAGACAUGGAGAAAACGGGGUAAGACGAGGGAGGGUGGCAAACGGAAAAAGUGCUCCAGGUUAAAGAAAGCUAUCUUACGGUACAGAGAUCAAAAAACACAUAUGGGAUCAAAUACGGUAGACAGCUCUGAAUUAUUAAAAGAAACUUUGGAGAAAAUCUCAACUUUGACCAUUGAUUCUAAAGACUGUAAAAAGAAUGAGGAGCGUGUCAAGUCUAAACAAGACUCGAAAAAUUUGCAUUCUAGACGAUUUCGAAGUUAUUGUGACAACUGCACCACCCCUCUCUUAGCUGAACUUUCGGAGAAAUUGCUUCGCGAACUAGAUCGCUUCCAUAAGCGCGCCAUAUCUCAAAAUGCAAUAAAAGCGCAUGCCCACCGACGUUUCGUUGUAGGAUUUCGUGAAGCUCAGUGCUUUCUACUUGUAAAAAAAGUUAAGCUGGUUAUCAUUGCACCAGACUGCGAAAUCUGUGACGGCGCAGAUGGAUUAGAUGCCAAAAUCUCUAAUAUUAAAAACCAGUGUCAACAGCAAAAUAUUCCUUAUCUCUUUGCAUUGCGUCGACGGCAAUUAGCAUACGCCUUAUUUAAAAAGGCUCCAGUCAGUUGUGUUGCUGUACUUGAUUACGAUGGAGCACGUGAAAUAUAUUCCAGUUUAUUGGAGGCCCUGCAGAAGGCAAGACAAGCUUAUGAAGAGCUCACUUCGACGCAUCCAAUCGAUCCAUAGGCCACCAAUCAAAAAUGAUUUCUCAGCACAACUAUAACUAAAUAUGGAGCAGUAGCUUAAAUACAUUUAUUUACUAAAUGUAGAAAGAUCGCAACAUUCUAUAUUCAGUUUAGAAAUUUUAAAACAAUUCAAAAAGCCUUAUUUGCAAGUGUGUUUCGUCAACAAAGA